UGACUCAGAGUCUGAGGAGGUGUGAUAUCGCUUCAUCCGUCACAUACUAUUUCUAUGAAGAUAGAGUAUACUGUAAACAUACUCUAUUUCCAGUGUGAUGAAUGAGCUGGAUGCAGCAUCUCUUUCCUGACUUAUCUGAUCCGACUGAAAUCACUGCAUACUGCUUGCCUUGCAGUUCUAUCUGUACAGUAUGUUCUGCGCAGCACACAUCAGUGUGUUUGUGCUGUUUUUUCAGGAGUUGUCAGAGUAUGACGAGUCUCUUCAGUAACACGGUGUCUCCGGUGAAGGAGGGCUCCUCGUCUCUGUCCCGCCGCACCAGUGCACUCAGCAAACCCCCGCUACGAGCCCUUUACGACCUGCUCAUCGCACCGAUGGAGGGGGGUCUGAUGCACUCCAGCGGUCCGGUCGGCAGACACAGACAGCUGGUUCUGGUUCUGGAGGGAGAGUUGUAUCUCAUCCCGUUUGCUCUGCUGAAGGGAAGCUCGUCUAAUGAGUAUCUGUACGAGCGGUUCAGUCUCAUCGCCGUCCCGUCCAUCGGCAGUCUGGGGAGCACAGCUAAAAUUCAUCCUCGGCGGACCGGUCCGGUUCUUUGUAAUGGAGGAAGCUCCAUGGCCGCAGUGGUGGGGAAUCCUCGGCUGCCGCCGUCAGUGAUGGACCGCUGGCUUUGGGGUCCGAUGCCCACCGCUGAAGAGGAGGCUCACAUGGUGGCUGAUCUCCUGGGCUGUCAGCCGCUGGCCGGUCCCUCUGCCACCAAGGAGCGGGUCAUGAAUGCCCUCACGCAGGCCGAGUGCGCCCACUUCGCCACGCACAUCUCCUGGAAGCUGGCGGCUCUGGUCCUCACACCCAGCCAGGACAGCGGCUCUGGACCGGCGCCUGCGGCUCCCAGCGCAGCGGCAGGAGGAGGAGAGAGCGGAGGCAAAUCUAACUACACCAUCCCAGAGAGUCUGCACGUGCCGGACGACGCCAGCGAUGCCGAAAGUAUCUGCGACAGCCCACCGCUGCAGGAGUUCCUGCUCACCGCAGCCGACAUCCUCGACCUCAGGCUGCCCACAAAACUAGUCGUGCUGGGCUCGUACCAGGAGUCGGACAGUAAAGUAACGGCGGACGGUGUGGUGGGUCUGACCAGGGCUUUCCUGGCGGCCGGAGCUCAGUGUGUGCUGGUGUCUCUGUGGCCGGUUCCCAUCGCCGCGUCCAAGAUGUUCAUCCACGCGUUCUACAGCGCUCUGCUCAACGGCACCAAAGCCAGCGCGGCCCUCGCAGACGCCAUGAAGUCCGUCCAGAGCAGCAAACAGUUCUCACACCCCUCAAACUGGGCAGGCUUCAUGUUGAUUGGCAGUGAUGUGAAACUGAACAGCCCGUCGUCUCUGAUUGGUCAGGCUCUGGCUGAGAUCCUGCAGUAUCCAGACAAAGCCAGAGAUGCCCUCAGGGUUCUGCUGCACCUGGUGGAGAAAUCUCUCCAGCGCAUCCAGAACGGCCAGAGGAACUCCAUGUACACGUCUCAGCAGAGUGUGGAGAAUAAGGUGGGCGGCGUGCCGGGCUGGCAGGCUCUGCUGACCACGGUGGGAUUCAGGCUGGACUCGGCUGGAACGGGACUCCCUGCGGCGGUCUUCUUCCCCACCGCUGACCCCGGAGACCGACUGCAGCAAUGCAGCACCACCCUACAAUCACUGCUGGGUUUGCCUCCUCCUGCUCUACAGGCGCUGUGUAAACUGAUCACAGCGUCAGAAACCGGAGAACAGCUGAUCAACCGGGCUGUUAAAAAUGUAGUGGGAAUGCUCCAUCAAGUUUUAGUUCAGCUUCAGUCUGGAGAGAAGGAGCAGGAUUUCUCUCUCGCGCCCAUCCAGGUGUCCAUCAGCGUGCAGCUCUGGAGACUUCCUGGCUGUCAUGAGUUCCUGGCCGCUCUGGGGUUUGACCUGUGUGAGGUCGGUCAGGAGGAGGUGGUCCUGAAGACAGGCAAACAGGCCAACCGUCGCACCAUGCACUUUGCCCUGCAGUCGCUGCUGGCACUGUUCGACUCUACUGAGCUGCCGAAGCGUCUGAGUCUGGACAGUUCAUCGUCUCUGGAGUCUCUGGCCUCGGCACAGUCUGUGUCCCACCAGCUGCCUAUGGGUUACCCCAACCCUCCCUUCUCCCCUCCAUGCCCUGACAGCCUGGCAUCUGAUGCCAUCUCCGUCUACAGCCUGAGCUCCAUCGCCUCUUCCAUGAGCUUCCUGUCCCGUCCCGAAGGCGCUUCUGACUUUAUCAGCCAGCGCUCGCGGCAGCAGGAACUAGAGAGGCAUCGAGGUGGAGCCGGGCUUUUCGCAUCCCACCGGCACACGUCGGUGCCCCGCAGCCGCUCAUCUCCACAUGGAGCUGUGGGAGGGCAUGAUGAUGAAGAGUAUGAAGGAUACAGUAUAAUCAGCAGCGAGCCAUUGGGUGGCCAGUGUGACACGCUCCCUCGUCCGACGAACCACAGGAACCAUCGAGGUGCGGCGCGCGGCGGGACAGGCAGGGGUUACGCGGUGUCCGUGUCCUCCAGGGGAAGCGUCAGCACCCCAACGUCCCCUGUCAAAGCCACCCUGGUUCCCAGUCCCAACUCGCCCUUCCAGAAGGUCGGGAAGGUGAGUAGCUCCGACACGGGUGAAUCCGAUCAGUCCAGCACAGAGACGGACAGCACUGUGAAGUCCCAAGAGGAACGUACGCCCGGAGCAGCUCUGGACCCGCAGGAACUGGCGCAGAAGAUCCUGGAAGAGACGCAAAGCCACAUGCGGGCCGUCGAGACUUUGCAGAGAAGCACUGGGAGUGUCCCGCUGGGUGACGGGAUGGGCAGCGGAGGCCCCCCGACUCCAACUGGAGGCUCUGCCUUCCGUUCUUCGGAGACGAGCGCAUUCAGUCGCCCUAGUAGCCGGGCAAGCAUCAAGGCGCAGUCGUCUCCACUCUCGACACGCCCCAAACCGCCUUCUCGUACAUCAUCCCUACAGAAGGUCAGCUCAGGAUACAACAGCCCUGCCACGUCCGAGACGUCCCUAAAGGAAGGUAGCCAACCGUCCCCAACUACUGACAGUCAUGCCCAGUUUAAACUCAAGUAUCCCAGCUCGCCCUACAGCGGCCACAUCUCCCGCUCGCCCAGCAACGUCUCACCCAGCUCGGGCCACCAGUCUCCGGCUGGCAGCGCACCCUCUCCCGCAUUGUCCUACUCCUCGACGGGCUCGACACGCUCCAGUCCGGCGGACGCCCCGGAUAUCGACCGACUCAGAUUGGCUGCUAUUGAUGAAAAAGUCCAAGCGAUCCACAAUCUCAAAACCUUCUGGGCCAGCGCGACCCAACAGCAGCACUCGGGACCAAUGCGGGCGCUUCGCGGUGGGAAGCUGAGCACUGCCAAACGAGAUGUCCUGGGCCUUCUGAACCUCUCGCCCCGGCAUGGCGUGACAGGACAGGAUAUGCCCGGCCAAGACGUUGCACUCGAGCACCGAAAUCCACCCAACGGCCAUCGUAAGAUCGAUCCCAAAAGAGUCACGCCUUCUCCGACGGCUUCCACCGGCAGCAGUCCGGGGUCGCAUCCCAUCAGACUGCCUUCAGGGAACGGGUACAAGUUCCUUUCGCCGGGACGGUUCUUCCCUUCGUCUAAAUGUUGAGAUUCGGUGUGACUGGCUUCUGUUGAAUAUUUAUAACUCUUGAAAACAGUGAAAAGGACAGUGUGGGUGAGGAAGUGCACAUUCCCAGAAGCCUCAAACUGCCUACUGUUUUAUUUUCCGUGCAGAGAGCAUAUAAUCCUUAUGCUUCCAACUACACUGUAAAGGACCAUUUAUAUAUGCAGACUGAUCUUAGACUUGCGCAAGGCAUGUCAGACAUAAAAAAAGAAGAGAUUAUACCAAAAUGGUAUUUCAAAAAAAGACAAAAAGGCUCGCUGUUUGUGUUAGUGAAAAUGAUGCGGCUUUGACUGGUUUAUUUCUUUUUGUUUUCUUUUUUUAUAUAUAUAUAUAAUUAUUGUUAUUAUUAUUAUUAUGGAUGGUAAUUGUUAUUACAGUUAUUUGUUUUGUAAAUUAAAUCAACGUUUUGCAAUCAGUAUUAUACGUUUUUAUAUUGUUAAAGAAGCAAACCAUGCACAAAAAAAGUUGAAAAAAACAUUUUCAUAUUUUUAUUGAGAUGGUGACGAUGCACCUGACAUGACUUCUAUGUGAAUUGAGUGUCAUUAUUACAGCAUGGGUUAUCUUGCUCUCCAGUGAAUCAGUGUCUUUUUAUCAGAGAUUUUGCAUAUGUGGACUCUCAUCCAGACAUAUCUCAGUCAUUUCUCAGUAAAAUGAUCUCAAUAAAAAGUUUAAUUUAC
This is a messenger RNA of Carassius auratus (goldfish), 4306 nucleotides long. RefSeq names its product tetratricopeptide repeat protein 28-like. The transcript has 11 exons. NCBI's taxonomy places the organism in Eukaryota, Metazoa, Chordata, Actinopteri, Cypriniformes, Cyprinidae. Bases 102 to 3614 code for a protein of 1170 amino acids. The record is from RefSeq and is a predicted model, not a curated record.